UGGGGGCGCACCCUCUAGUGGCCUCACUCCCUAUAAAGGGCCAGCGUGAGCUGCAGAGAAUCCCUGCAGAGGAUCCUAAAACAGCACAGGAUCUCCCAUAGACUCUGCGCACAGAUACCAUGAAGGUCUCCGCGGCUGCCCUGGCUCUCCUCCUCAUCGCUGUCGCCUUCUCUGCUCCUGUGUCUGCCUCCCCAUAUGCCUCGGACACCACACCCUGCUGCUUUGCCUACAUCUCCCGCCCACUGCCCCGUGCCCACCUUCGGGAAUAUUUCUACACCAGCAGCAAGUGUUCCCUGCCAGCAGUCGUCUUCAUCACUCGAAAGAACCGCCAGGUGUGUGCCAACCCUGGAAUGAAAUGGGUGCGGGAGCACAUCAACUCUUUGGAGAUGAGCUAGGACGGAAGGCGCCUUGAACCAGAACUUGUGCAGACUUUCUUAUCACUUCUUGCUCUUGUCCUAACCAGCUUAGGAGGCUUCUCCCCGAUCCCCUACCCCCGCCCCUCCUUGGAGGGCCCAGAUUCAGCCUAAAGCCUCCAAGAGCUCCUGAGGCUCUGCAAUGUGCACAGAAAACCUCCAGGCUUUGAGCUGCAGGCCCCUCAACCCAGGCAUGGCUCUGCAAUCAGGGAGGAAGUCAACGUGCCUCUGGAGGCGAAGAAGGGAGAAAAACUGGGCAUCUGUGGAAAUGUCCCAUGGCCAAAGCUCCAAUCUCGGCCCCUCACUGGGACAGGCUGACGGGCAAAAGUGAGAAAUCCGCUUUCCAUUAAAAUCCUCAAGG
Messenger RNA from Molossus molossus (Pallas's mastiff bat), 774 nucleotides. It is a transcript of the gene CCL5, whose product is annotated as C-C motif chemokine ligand 5. Gene Ontology annotation, cellular component: extracellular region. Lineage: Eukaryota; Metazoa; Chordata; Mammalia; Chiroptera; Molossidae. The record is from RefSeq and is a predicted model, not a curated record. The transcript is spliced from 3 exons. Gene Ontology annotation, biological process: G protein-coupled receptor signaling pathway; inflammatory response; positive regulation of T cell chemotaxis. Bases 120 to 395 code for a protein of 91 amino acids. Gene Ontology annotation, molecular function: CCR chemokine receptor binding; chemokine activity.